Molecule: messenger RNA, 1936 nt
Organism: Aethina tumida (small hive beetle)
Lineage: Eukaryota; Metazoa; Arthropoda; Insecta; Coleoptera; Nitidulidae
Product: UDP-glycosyltransferase UGT5-like
Exons: 4
Coding region: 306-1841 (511 amino acids)
Molecular function (GO): UDP-glycosyltransferase activity
Source: RefSeq, a predicted model, not a curated record
UAAUAUUAAAUCGUCACACUCUGUUCUAAUCAUAAUCAUAAGGUUCGUGAGACUCGGUAUCUGAUAUCCCACUAGAACACACAAAUAAAUCAUUGGUUGUUGCAAAAUUGGUGAGGGAAGUCAUGCUAUCCACAUUCUAUUCACAAAACAACCGCAAAUUUUAAUGACCGCCUUAGCAUUGUGGGAUCCGCUCAGUCACGUUCGUUACUUAAAUAAAAUUUUACUUCGCAGUCGCGGUGCACUUAAGCACGAGUGGCUGGUCGCGUGCAACAAACUUUCAAUUCCCAGACAUUUUGUCAGACAAGAUGAAGUUGUGUGUGCUUGUAGUGAUAUGUACCGUGAUUUGUUGCUGCAGUGCGUUGAAUAUAUUGGUGGUGUUUCCUCAUCCAGGUGCCAGCCACUUUUUCGUCUUUGAUCCAUUAUUCAAAGAAUUAGCCCACAGAGGUCACAAUGUGACGGUUAUUAGUUAUUUGCCACAGAAGAAACCCGUGCCUAACUUGAGAGAUAUUCCGUUGAACGAGAAUUUUUCUCAUUUCCAAGAAAUGAUGGAUUUCAACCUGUUGACCGGGUCAAGGUCGAUGUUAUGGUCCGGGGCUAAUUUACUCGGUUAUUUUGCAUCAGUUACUUGUGAAGCUGGCUUGACAAACCAAAACUUUCAGAAUUUUCUUAAGGAAGACCACCAAUUUGAUUUGAUUUUGAUGGAAUAUUUCAAUACGAACUGCUUCAAUGGCCUGUUGGAAAAAUACAAGGUUCCAGUUAUUGGUCUCAGUUCAUGUGUGAAUAUGCCAUGGUUCAAUGAAUAUUUUGCCAUACCUGAAAAUCCAGCGUAUGUGCCAACGAUUUUUAUGGAUUAUUCCGAUAAAUUAACGUUUAUUGAACGAGUUGAAAAUACUGUGAUGAAACUGUACACAGAUUUUAUGUUCCAAUUUCCGAUAAAAACACGUGGUAAUGAACUAUCCAAAAAAUACACCGGUUAUAAUUUGGAUUAUGAUCAUUACACCAACUCUAGUCUACUAUUGGCUAACACGUUUUUCAGUUUGAAUUUACCACGAGCAUUACCCCCAAAUGUUAUCGAAGUAGGUGGUAUGCAUGUGCCUCAAAAAACAAAACCAUUGCCCAAGAACAUAGAGAAAUGGAUCGACGAAUCGACGGAAGGAGUCAUUUACUUCAGCUUAGGCUCCAUGAUCAAAGGCCACACAUUUCCCGAGGACAAGCGCCAAGAGUUUUUGAGGGCGUUCAGACGUUUGCCACAGAGAGUACUCUGGAAGUGGGAAAACGAAACAAUGAACAACAAACCAGAUAACGUUAUGAUCAACAAAUGGAUGCCGCAGUUUGAUGUAUUGUGUCAUCCAAAUGUAAAAGCGUUCAUUGCCCAUGGAGGAUUGCUGGGCACAAUCGAGGCAGUUCAUUGUGGAGUACCAGUUAUAGUAAUGCCUCAAUUUGGAGAUCAGUUUACAAACGCCAGAGCUCUUGAGGCGAACGGCGGUGGUGUCAUCCUUCAUUUGAAGGAUGCAACUGAAGAAUUAAUCUAUAAGAAACUAAAGACUGUUUUAUCACCUAAGUUCCGCCAACAAGCGAAAGAUUUGUCGGAGAGGUUCAGGGACCGUCCAUUGCCGCCGCUCGAUACUGCAAUUUACUGGGUGGAAUACGUGGCCCGUCAUAAAGGAGCACCGCAUAUGAGAACUGCAGCCGUUAACAUGCCCUUCUACCAAUAUUACCUAUUAGAUGUAAUCUCGUUUUUACUUUUAGUAGUCGGAUCAGUGCUUUACACCCUCUUUUACGUCGGCAGAUUGCUCCUGCGAAAAUUGUUAAAGCACAACGCCAAGCAAAAAACAGAAUAGACUUAUUUUAUUACAAUUAAUAAAAUGUAUGCAGUGCUAUUGUGUAGUUGCAACUUUGUUAUUUAUAUUGUUAUAAUAUAUUUUUAAUAUCUAAA